Brassicogethes aeneus is the source of this 1040-nucleotide messenger RNA. The record is from the annotation of a GenBank genome assembly. NCBI's taxonomy places the organism in Eukaryota, Metazoa, Arthropoda, Insecta, Coleoptera, Nitidulidae.
UUAUGUAUAGUAUACAAACCUGAUCUGUAUACAGACGCGCGUUUUUGAGAGGGAAUUUUUUGAAGCAGGUGUUUUUGAAGGUGGCACUGUACACAUGCGUCCAAAGUAACGCGGUUUGAAUCAAUACAAUCAAAGGUAAACCAGAAAUUUGUUGUUUAAGGUGAACCUCUGUGUUGUUGUUUUAUAAAAAUGGUUUAAUAACUGUGAUAAUGACGACCUGGAUUUUAUAUUUAUUUUUGUGUAUUUUGUGUUUUCUCUUGACGCUUUAUUUGGUUUUGGAGUUGCACUAUUUUAUCAGGUCGUUUUGGUGCAUUUUAUUCGCAAAAAUAGUGAGGAAGAAAGUUCAUAUUUUAGAAGAAACUAAGAUCAGAGGAAUAUGUAUACCAACUGAUAUAGACACUCUUUUAACUCAUAUGAACAACGCGAGGUUUAUGAGAGAACUGGACUUCGCGAAAUUGGACUUCUACCAAAGAACUGGACUUUGGCAAUGCAUUAGAAAAAAUAAUGGAGGACUAGCUGUGGCAGCGACUACUAUAAGAUAUAGACGUUUUAUUAAACUAUUUACAAGAUAUUAUAUCACCACAAAAGUCAUAUAUUGGGACGAUAAAAGCAUUUAUAUGGAGCACAAAUUUAUUUCCUACUUCGAUAAAUUUAUUAACGCCAUAGCUUUUUGCAAAGUCAGAAUUAUAGACUGCGAUAGCGAGAACAUUUUAACUCAAUUGAUGAGUACAAAUAUUCCUGAAAACCCGACAAAAGAAAAACCCGAUAUACCGCCCGAUUUGAAGAAAUGGAUCGAAUAUAUCGAACUAUCUAGCGCACAUUUAAGAACACAGCCUGUUGCCGUUGAGUGAAGAGUACAUACUUAUAAUAGGUAUAAGGUAUUAUUUUCAAUCAAGGCUAUUACUGUGUAAUUUAUUUAUUGAUGUACAAAAUUUUAUUUAUUUUACUUGAAUAACGACAAUACUAUACGAUUUGACUGAUAUAACAUCAUGCUGUAGCGUUAUUAAAUGUAAAUAAAUGUAUGAAUAUAAACAGAGAGC